CGUCACACAGCGACGUCUGGGUCAGCGAAUUGCUGCGUGUCUUACUGCGGCGUUGGCAACACUGGUUGGCUGAGGUCGUGUAGAAGUUUUGACAAGAUUGAGAAGCUACAAAAAGUUUACACAAGCUUAGCAAGAGUGGACUGUCGCUGCAGACGUUUUUAGUUUGGUGAAAACAAUGGAGUCUGUCGCCCAGAAAGUGAUGGCUUCGGGAUUAAAUCUCGAUUUGGGACCCUUAAAGGAGCCUCUGGCGUUUAUCCGUGUGCUAGAAUGGCUGUUCUCCAUAUUUGCCUUUGCUACGACUGGAGGUUACAGUGGCUCCACCAGUUUCAAUCUCCAAUGCAGUGGACGUGCCUUUCAAGAGAUUCAAACGACGUUCAGCUAUCCUUUUAGGCUGAUGCAUCACUCGUUUGACGUCCCUGACUGUAAAGUCAAUCAAACAACCACAACUGUGAACUACUUGACCGGGAACUAUUCAUCUUCUGCAGAGUUUUAUGUCACCGUUGGAGUGUUGGCUUUCCUCUACUGCACAGCCACACUAGUCCUCUAUUUGGGCUACCAGCACUUGUACAGAGAAUCAAGCCGAGGCCCCACUGUGGACCUGUUGGUGACGGCAGCGUUCACCUUCUUGUGGCUGACAUCGUCCUCUGCUUGGGCAAAAGGUCUGACUGACGUGAAAAGGGCGACCAGUCCGACGUUCAUUAUCACUUUACUUGAAGUGUGUCUAAGCCCUGGCAACAGCUGCACCGCAGGAGCCUUUCCCCUCAUGGGCCGCCUAAAUUCCUCAGUGGUGUUUGGGUUCCUUAACCUCAUCCUGUGGGGGGGCAACUGCUGGUUCAUCUACAAGGAAACACCAUUUCACAAAUCUACCAACCAGCCUCCAAUAGUGGAGGAGGGCGUUGUGCCUUCAUAACUGUGUAGGUUUUUCUUUUCAGAGUAGGACGAUCCUUUCAGUCGUUUAAAAGGUAAUGUUGUUUUUGUGCAACAGGGUUGAAAAGCUGUAGAAGGUACUACAAAUAUUUCUAAAACUGAUUGCAUUUUUUUCCUUUGUUGACUUAAUCAAAUUUUUUACUGAUUUCAUGGAUACUAUGAGUUGUUGGCACAGAUCUGAUCAUUUUCUGGUGCGUUUCCAGAAGAAAUAAAUACCUGAAUUUUGAAGGUUUCAAUUUAUCUUCACGCAUCGUCAGUAUAAUUUAUGUUUUAUUUGAAUUUAUUAAAAAUAACAGCUUCCUUACGAUGUUACAUCUUGGUUAAAAAUGACCAUAGUGUUCAAAAUGAGCUUAAACUGGGAAGCACAUAUAUAAGUCGUUGGAUUUUCAUUUUUUGAAUAUUUUUUCCUUAAUUUUAUUAUAAAUGUGAAUGUUUUUUUUGUUUCAUACUGACUCUAUGCUACGUACAAUCGCCUUAGAACUCAGGGCUAUUAGUUAUACAAAGUAAACAUGUUCAUUUAUUUAAAAAAAUCACAAACAUGACCUGUUCAGAUGAUUUUGGAGGAUACAUUUCAACCGUAUCCCACAAUUUCAUCAUUUUUGUUCUCAAGGUUGAAAACAACAGUACCUGUUAUCAUCUCUUUUGUUGCAGUGAUGUAACUAGUUUAGACUGAAAAGUUACGUCAUAUCUUAAUAGUUAUUCUGUUUAUUCAAAAUGUGAUGUGUCUUAGUGAAGUUUUACCUUUGAGGCAGUUUCACUUAAAGUUAGCAAAUGUUUCGUUUUGCAUUCAGGGUUUAUUCUCCAUGUUUUCUUUUUUUUCCACCUAUGACUUCCAUCUUUAAAAGGAAACAUCCCAUAAUCGUAGCAGUUCUUUAUGCUUUUGCAAUUAAUGCUGUUUAACCUUAAAUAGUUGUUCUUGACUUAUUAAAGGUUUUGUAUGUUAACCUUCACAGCAAUACUGACCUUUCUCUUACUUUAUCAAACUAUCUUUAGAUGAAAAGUGUCAUAAUUCUAAAUACUAGUUACAUUUUUAAAACACAAGUAAAUUCUUUGUGUUUUCCUGAUGAUUAGCCAUUAGGGUUGUUAAAGACUUAUAAGUAAUAUUUUUGUUUGAAAAUAGCUGCAUGUGCAUAAUUUCCUAAUUGAACAUUGCUUAAUUAAUUUCACAUGAAAUAAAAGAAGGAAAAACAGUAAUUCGAUCAGCACUUGUACAUCGCUGUACACGUAGAACAGUCUUUGAGUUGCUCCUAAACAGCAGUUUUUCCAUCUUCUGUUGUAGAAGAAGAUUAAUAGAAACUGAAACUCUUUUCAUAACUUUUCUAUUUUUGCUGUUAUACAAGACUUUUUAUUUGAUGUUGCUUUGCAUGAUGUACUGUAUUCUUAUGGCUUCUGUAUUGAUGCAGAGUGAAGUUCAUGUUGCAUCUAAAUCCAUGUGUGGACAUUCAGUGUUGUUUGGUGAUGAUAAAAGUUUAACAUUUCUAA
Messenger RNA from Oryzias latipes (Japanese medaka), 2409 nucleotides. RefSeq names its product synaptophysin-like 2b (gene sypl2b). Lineage: Eukaryota; Metazoa; Chordata; Actinopteri; Beloniformes; Adrianichthyidae. Gene Ontology annotation, cellular component: synaptic vesicle; synaptic vesicle membrane. The record is from RefSeq and is a predicted model, not a curated record.